This is a messenger RNA of Papaver somniferum (opium poppy), 2678 nucleotides long. Its product is annotated as homoserine kinase-like. The transcript has 3 exons. Gene Ontology annotation, biological process: L-threonine metabolic process. Gene Ontology annotation, molecular function: homoserine kinase activity; ATP binding. NCBI's taxonomy places the organism in Eukaryota, Viridiplantae, Streptophyta, Magnoliopsida, Ranunculales, Papaveraceae. The coding region runs from base 127 to 1224 and encodes 365 amino acids. The record is from RefSeq and is a predicted model, not a curated record.
UUUUGUUCAUUUCCCCCCACCCAUUGUUAAUGUUCUGCAACUAAACCCCUCCUAGUUCGACAUCCACGGAUCCUCCGUGGUAAAGAAUUUCUCUUUUAGACUCGUUUUCAGUACCAGUGAGAUAAUAUGGCUUACGCAUCAUUCAAACCCAUCUCACUUCCUCCAUCAACCAAUACAUUCAAUCCAAUCCCUCGUUCCCAAACCCUUCUUAGAUGUUGUAAUAAUACUAAAACCCUAAAAAUCACAUCCGAACCCAAACCAGUCUUCGAUUCUUUAAGAACUUUUGCACCAGCCACAGUAGCAAAUUUAGGUCCAGGGUUUGAUUUUCUUGGUUGUGCUGUUGACGGAAUUGGUGAUUAUGUUACUCUAUCAAUUGAUUCAAAUGUACAACCAGGUGAAAUUCAGAUAUCAUCUAUUAAUGGUUGUUCAAAAUUGAGUAAAAACCCAUUGUGGAAUUGUGCUGGAAUUGCAGCAAUUUCAGUCAUGAAGAUGCUAGGGAUUAAAUCUGUGGGUCUUUCUUUAUCUCUUGAAAAGGGAUUGCCUUUAGGUAGUGGUCUUGGUUCAAGUGCUGCUAGUGCCGCUGCUGCUGCAGUUGCAGUUAAUGAAAUUUUUGGGGGGAAGUUGGAUUUUUCUGAUCUUGUUUUAGCUGGGCUUGAUUCAGAAGCUAAAAUAUCUGGUUAUCAUGCUGAUAACAUAGCACCAGCAAUAAUGGGUGGAUUUGUUUUGGUUCAGAAUUACAAUCCGCUGAAUCUAGUUAAACUGCCAUUUCCCAGUGACAAAGAUUUGUUUUUUGUGCUUGUUAAUCCAGAAUUUGAAGCUCCGACGAAGAAAAUGAGGGCAGUAUUGCCUGCUCAUAUUACAUUGGAGGAUCAUACCUGGAAUUCGAGUCAAGCUGGCGCAUUGGUAGCUGGAAUUAUUCAAGGGAAUUUGGAGAUGUUGGGUUUAGCAUUAUCGUCUGAUAAGAUUGUUGAACCCAACCGAGCACCAUUGAUUCCUGGUAUGGUUGCUGUGAAGAAAGCAGCUAUUGAUGCUGGUGCUUUUGGGUGUACUAUUAGCGGGGCAGGACCGACUGCGGUUGCGAUAACGGAUAAUGCAGAAAGCGGAGUGGAAAUUGGAGUGAAAAUGGUGGAAGCCUUUAUGAAACAAGGGAAUUUGAAGGCUUCAGCUGUGGUCAGUAGUCUUGAUAGAGUUGGUGCUAGGGUUGUUAGUAGUAUCACUAGAUGAUGGGUUUGAACAAUUUUGUAAUUGUGAUCAAUUUUUUGAAUAUUUGCAGCAUUUUGCUAGCUAAUUGGUAUUUCACUAUUGAGACUAGGGUUUUAAUUUAUGUUCUUAGUGUAGUUCAGGUUUAUUGUCUCAUUGAAUUUAGAGCAAUGUUAACCCUGUCUGGUACAGCUUUUGUGUGUUUUUGUUAUAAUAAAAAGCAUCUACAAAUUGAACUAACAUUUCAACAGAUCAAAAUCUUCAAGUGUUUGCUAUGCCUUAAUUGUUGACAACUGCUUUCGUUGUCGACUUUUACCGGAGCUGUUCAAACUGUUCUUAUGAUCUAUGCCUUAAUUGUUGUCGGGAGAUCCGUGGCGCUUGUGCAUAUAAAAGUGAGGAAGUAAUUAUGGAUUAUAUUGACUGAUUUUGAAGCUUUAUCUACAUGGUGGAGUGCCUUCGCCCGGUGUGGAGGAUGUUCGAGGGUCUUAAAGGUUAAAACGUGGUUCUGAAGCCAUUGCAGAAUCAUGUGAAACUAAAACCCAAGUGGAAACUAGAAAGCGAGGAGUAGUGGCAGUAUUCCUUGCUCAUCUGAAGAAGUGGAUGCGUGCGGUACUGCUCAUCUAGAGCUGAAGUGCCUUCUUCUAGAAACUUGGGUUUCAGAGUUGAAGCCAAGAGCUGAAGACAUAGCAGUAAAAGCUGGGAUAUGCUUGCAACUCAUACACCGCGGUACUCCUGUUUCAACUCUUUCGGCAAUAUUGACUUGGAAAGAACACUAUAAGGAGUUCAGCUUAUCGUGAGGAUUAUGAUGACAGUUAUCUAUAUUGUCUAAAAGCUAUAGAAAUUCAGCACGGGACAUUCAACACUUUAAGAAACACUGGAUCAAGGGUGAACCAGUAAUUGUGCGGAACACUGGACUUUAUAGCUGUUUUGAGAUGGGAGCUAAUGGUUAUUGGCGUGCCUUCAGCAAGAGAAAUCCUAACUCCGGAGGCCAUUGAUUGCCUGGAUUGGCGUGAGGUAGAGAUAAAUAUACACCAACUUUUCAAAGGCUGUUCAGAAGGUCGAAGUUACUUCAUCUCAUGGCCUGAGAUGCUCAAACUGAGGGACUGGCCGCCAUCUAUUUUAUUUGAGGAACCUUUGCCACUCCAUGGUGCUGAAUUCAUUAGUUCCUUGGGUAUCAGGGGUAUACCAAUCCGAAAAAUGGAUUCCUUACUCUAGCUACAAAAUUGGCAGAGGGAGCUGUGAAGCCAGACUUGGGGCCAAAGGCAUAUAUUGUGUAUGGGAGAUUGGGAAUAGCAAAGAACUUCACUGUGACGUACUGGAUGCGAAGCUUUGUGCACAGGGAUCAAGAUGAAAUAGAAUGAAUUCUCUCAAGCAAAGUAAGGUUGAUGUUAAGCACUUGUCGCCAGAUGGCAAGAAAAAUCAGUUUCCUUCUCGAAGUUAGUCAACUUGAAAUAUACCCCCGGAGGGUAUUUGUGCAA